This is a messenger RNA of Peromyscus maniculatus bairdii (prairie deer mouse), 1033 nucleotides long. RefSeq names its product olfactory receptor 5A1. NCBI's taxonomy places the organism in Eukaryota, Metazoa, Chordata, Mammalia, Rodentia, Cricetidae. Gene Ontology annotation, biological process: G protein-coupled receptor signaling pathway. Gene Ontology annotation, cellular component: membrane. The record is from RefSeq and is a predicted model, not a curated record. Gene Ontology annotation, molecular function: olfactory receptor activity; G protein-coupled receptor activity.
CCUUGUGGUCCAUGGGAAACAUGACUGUAACUAAUGCCUGGAACAGCUCUGUGACCAUGUUCAUCUUCUUGGGAUUCUCAGACCACCCAGAACUCCAAAUUUUCCUCUUUCUGACUUUUCUGGGCAUCUAUCUCGUGACCUUGACCUGGAACCUGGCCCUCAUCUUUCUGAUCAGAGGUGACACCCGUUUGCACACACCCAUGUACUUCUUCCUCAGCAACUUAUCCUUCAUUGACAUUUGCUACUCGUCUUCUGUAGCUCCCAAGAUGCUCUCUGAUUUCUUUAUAGAGCAGAAGACUAUCUCAUUCUGGGGAUGUGCCACUCAGUUCUUCUUCUUUGUUGGUCUGGGCCUCACUGAAUGCUUCCUGCUGACAGCAAUGGCAUAUGACAGAUAUGCUGCCAUCUCUAGCCCCCUGCUCUACACUGCCAUCAUGUCCCAGGGUCUCUGCAUGCGCAUGGUGGCUGCGGCGUAUUUUGGUGGCUUCCUGAGUUCUUUUAUUCAAGCCAGUUCCAUAUUUCAGCUCCACUUUUGUGGACCGAAUGUCAUCAACCACUUCUUCUGCGAUCUCCCACCGAUCCUGGCACUUUCUUGCUCCAGCACAUUCCUCAGCCAAGUGGUGAAUUUCCUUGUAGUGAUCACAGUAGGAGGGACAUCGUUUAUCAUCCUCCUGGUCUCCUACAGUUACAUAGUGUCUGCAGUCUUGAAGAUCCACUCCGUGGAAGGCCGAUGGAAAGCUUUCAACACGUGUGCCUCACACCUCAUGGCAGUGACCAUGCUGUUUGGGACAGCACUUUUCAUGUACCUGCGGCCCAGUUCCAGCUAUUCAUUAAGCAGAGACAAGGUAGUGUCUGUCUUCUAUUCGAUGGUGAUCCCCAUGCUGAACCCUCUCAUUUACAGUUUGAGGAACAAAGAGAUCAAAGAUGCUCUGUGGAAGGUGAUAGAGAAAAAGAAAGCGCUUUUUAGCUUGUGAGUGGAAACAUACUCCUCCACUCUACUGGAGGUGUGCAUGACCCAUGGCACUACCUCCCCCUC